AGAAAAAAGAGGUCGGAUUGGAGGCGUUUCGGGGCAUUUUUCCUUUGAGUGACACGCAGAGAGGGCUAGUUGCCGAUGUUGCUGUGGUGUGCGAGGGGAGGGUGGCUCCGUGGAGGAGCUGGCGCGACGUGGAAGAGGAGAUUCACCGGUUGGAGGGCUGACAGGCGUCUGACGACGAGGAUUGAGGUGGAGAGUGAGGGGGGAAGGGUUGAAGAGGUGGAGGGGUGGUACCCUAGGUACAUAGACUUGGUGUCUAUUUCGGAGAGGUUGGUUGCGGGUCGUUUUCACGCCGUUGUGAGGAGGUGCAGGGAGGUGUUGAAGAGCUACGAGGGGGAUGUGGAGAAUUGCAUGAGGGGGAGGUGCAUGAGAGAGGGGGUUGACCAGGAUCAGUUGAAGAAGGAGUUGGUGCAGGUUUGUUGUUUUAUGAGUGAUGCGUACAUGAAUUUGAGCAAGAAGGAGAAGGCGUUGGAGGCGGCGGAGACGGCCGCUUUGAUUUUGCCGAGUUUUUCGACAUAUUACGAGUUGGCGGAUCACAAUCUUUUGGUUGGGAGGUACGAGAGGGCGUUGAGUUCGGUGAACAAGGCGAUUCGGUUGGCGCCGCCAUCAGAAGCGGACUCGUUGGUUUUGAAGGCGCGGAUAUUGUUUGAGUUGGGAAGGAGGGAGGACGAGGAGGUGCCUCGGCUAUGCGACAUGACGAUAGCGAGGGAUCCGUACGCGAUCGACGCGUUUACGUUGAAGGCGCAGUGGCAGGCGUUUCACGGCCGAUACACCGAGGCGGUGAGGACGUUGGACCGCGCGAUCAUUCGGUGCGGACACGUUUGGUACGCGGUGGAGUACAAGGUGAAGUAUUUGAUGGUUUUGAAGAAGGAGGGGUUGGCGAUGAAGGCGAUGAAGCGGUGCGUGUUUGAGAACUCGGACGACGAGGGCGUUGCGUGGGAGGGGGUCAUGUUGGCGGUGAGGAUAGGAGAUUGGUCGUCCGUGGUGGGUUUGAUGGAGAAGAUAGUCGUUCGUUUUGAGAAGGGGCGCUUGGACUUGUGUUACGCAUACAUACAGGCGGGGGAUCGCGAGAAGGUGGUGUCGGCGUUGAGGAGUGCCAGGGAGAGUGGGGAGGUAGAGGCGCGUCUUCAUGACCUCGACGUUGAGGGGUUAGAAAGGUUGUUUGCUUCGAAAGCUUCAAAAUAA
Messenger RNA from Schistocerca gregaria, 1182 nucleotides. RefSeq lists its product as uncharacterized. The transcript has 2 exons. Bases 76 to 1182 code for a protein of 368 amino acids. The record is from RefSeq and is a predicted model, not a curated record. Gene Ontology annotation, molecular function: protein binding. NCBI's taxonomy places the organism in Eukaryota, Metazoa, Arthropoda, Insecta, Orthoptera, Acrididae.